This is a messenger RNA of Piliocolobus tephrosceles (Ugandan red Colobus), 2962 nucleotides long. It is a transcript of the gene WTAP, whose product is annotated as WT1 associated protein. The record is from RefSeq and is a predicted model, not a curated record. Gene Ontology annotation, cellular component: nucleus. The transcript is spliced from 8 exons. Gene Ontology annotation, biological process: regulation of alternative mRNA splicing, via spliceosome; mRNA modification. Bases 1072 to 2265 code for a protein of 397 amino acids. NCBI's taxonomy places the organism in Eukaryota, Metazoa, Chordata, Mammalia, Primates, Cercopithecidae.
AUUACUGUGUUUUUUCUGAGAAUCAUCUGUUCAUGUCCUUCCCCAUUUUCUCCUUUGGCUUUUGGACUUUUUGUUUUCAAGUUUUGAGAGCUCUUGCGAUACAAGUUGCAAAGAUUUUCUCCAGACUGAUGUGAUUCACUGGGAACAUACUAUGACCAUCCGGAGUGUACUUCAACAAGACACUCCUUCGGGGAUGAACAGGUUUGAGAAAGCCGGCUACGGACAGACCAAUCAAAAGAAUUACGUGCUCCUCUAGUAAGUGUUCAGAGACUGCUUCACGUUCUCCAGGUAACACCGCCCUUACUCGGCGGUCCAGAUGGCGGCCUUGCUUCAGGGAGUCUAGUCCACCUGCAGGACCUCUUUGAUUGGGUUCACUAAACCUCACAGGGCCGCCUUCCCCUCGUUCGAGUUAGCAAGGGGCCCUCAGCGCCGCGGACACAGCGCAACCUCCCACGCCAGAGAACAAUAGCUCCUCGAUGCGUCUCCAGAGAUGUCAAGGAGGAACGAACCCAGCGGCCAGGAGGCCGCGCCUCACGACUGAAGAGAGGGAGGAUAUCGGAUUCUAAGUUCUCAAAACUUACAGGUGAGCUUCUGCUAAGAAUAAAGGCCCGCGGCCCGCCGCCGACCGCUUCUCUCCUGGGGUGCUACCUGGUUCUCCGGAACGCGGAAGCAUCACGGAUGAGCGUAGCGAACACAAAGCGGCCAAUCACGCGCCGCCUUCGCCCAGAUCCCUCCGCACGAGGCCGCCCCGCAGCCGCAGGUGGCCCCGGCGAGUACGUCCACCUUCUCUUCCCGUGAUGCCCCGGGGCUGACCUACGACCUCGCUGGCCCGCCCUUCCCUUCGGCCGCUUCCCUUACCGCGCUAGCUGAGCUCCGGCGCCCGCGGAGCUCGCGCCAGGCUCCUGGGAAAGGACGGGGCGUGUUACCGGGGAGCAGCUGCUCCACUGCGCCUCGAGGCCCCGAUCGGGCUAGGCUGGCGGCCUCCCUCCCUUCACCUUUCCUCUCCUAGCAGGGCCCGGCGGAGGGCGAGUGACUGCGGCCACGCCUGAAAGGCGACUCUUCUGAUUCAAGAUGACCAACGAAGAACCUCUUCCCAAGAAGGUUCGACUGAGUGAAACAGACUUCAAAGUUAUGGCAAGAGAUGAGUUAAUUCUAAGAUGGAAACAAUAUGAAGCAUAUGUACAAGCUUUGGAGGGCAAGUACACAGAUCUUAACUCUAAUGAUGUAACUGGCCUAAGAGAGUCUGAAGAAAAACUAAAGCAACAACAGCAAGAGUCUGCACGCAGGGAAAACAUCCUUGUAAUGCGACUAGCAACCAAGGAACAAGAGAUGCAAGAGUGUACUACUCAAAUCCAGUACCUCAAGCAAGUCCAGCAGCCGAGCGUUGCCCAACUGAGAUCAACAAUGGUAGACCCAGCGAUCAACUUGUUUUUCCUAAAAAUGAAAGGUGAACUGGAACAGACUAAAGACAAACUGGAACAAGCCCAAAAUGAACUGAGUGCCUGGAAGUUUACGCCUGAUAGCCAAACAGGGAAAAAGUUAAUGGCGAAAUGUCGAAUGCUUAUCCAGGAGAAUCAAGAGCUUGGAAGGCAGCUGUCCCAGGGACGUAUUGCACAACUUGAAGCAGAGUUGGCUUUACAGAAGAAAUAUAGUGAGGAGCUUAAAAGCAGUCAGGAUGAACUGAAUGACUUCAUCAUCCAGCUUGAUGAAGAAGUAGAGGGUAUGCAGAGUACCAUUCUCGUUCUGCAGCAGCAGCUGAAGGAGACACGCCAGCAGUUGGCUCAGUACCAGCAGCAGCAGUCUCAGGCCUCUGCCCCAAGUACCAGCAGGACUACAGCUUCUGAACCUGUAGAACAGCUGGAGGCCACAAGUAAAGACUGCAGUCGUCUGACAAACGGACCAAGUAAUGGUAGCUCCUCCCGCCAGAGGACGUCUGGGUCUGGAUUUCACAGGGAGGGCAACACAACCGAAGAUGACUUUCCUUCUUCUCCAGGGAAUGGUAAUAAUAAGUCCUCCAACAGCUCAGAGGAGAGAACUGGCAGAGGAGGUAGUGGUUACGUAAAUCAACUCAGUGCGGGGUAUGAAAGUGUAGACUCUCCCACGGGCAGUGAAAACUCUCUCACACACCAAUCAAAUGACACAGACUCCAAUCAUGACCCUCAAGAGGAGAAAGCAGUGAGUGGGAAAGGUAACCGAACUGUGGGUUCCCGCCACGUUCAGAAUGGCUUGGACUCAAGUGUAAAUGUACAGGGUUCAGUUUUGUAAUAUUUUUUCAGCAAAUUUUUAUACAGUGUCAUUUAAUUUGGGAGAGGAUACUGUCCAGAAAAUUAUUGCAAACUUUUGUCACAAUUUGCCUUUUUGUGGGUGUACGUUUUGGUUUUUUGUUGUUGUUUUCUCUUUGUUUUUUCUUUCUUUUUUUUUUUUUUUGCUUCAAUACCUCUGCCACUUUGGAAAUUGUAACAGUUAAUUACCUUGAAUGUUGCUAAAAGAACAUUUUGUGUAGGGUCAAGUUAUUUUUAUAUGAGUUAAUGUGAAAUUGUAAAUGGAAAUUUUUCCUUAAAAUAUAACACAAUGACGUCUGUAUAAAUCUAUGUCUGUUUAGAACCUGUGCUGUGUAAGGGCAUUCUUACUCAUGCUGUUACUGUACUUAUGCACCAUUCAGACUUGUUAGAGUAGAUGUGGGUUUAUGACUGCCAAGUUUGCCCAGUACAGUAGUUUUUUAUCACUAAAAGUUGGACUCAUUGAUGGAGUCCUGUAGUAGUUUCAGUGUUAGAUACAGUUUUUUCCACCAUACAUCUGUGCAUUUUCUCUUUAGGUGACUGAAUGUUUAAGAAAUUUGUGUGCAUAGUUACUCAGUUUUUAUGAACUGUUGUAUCCUGUUAAUGCAUAUUGCUCUGUGACUCCAGUAUAUCUUACCUGUACUGACCAAACCUAAAUAAAGAUUUUUAUUGUAACUCCUUAA